Molecule: messenger RNA, 3537 nt
Organism: Rhinolophus ferrumequinum (greater horseshoe bat)
Lineage: Eukaryota; Metazoa; Chordata; Mammalia; Chiroptera; Rhinolophidae
Gene: PMS1
Product: PMS1 homolog 1, mismatch repair system component
Exons: 11
Coding region: 133-2553 (806 amino acids)
Biological process (GO): mismatch repair
Cellular component (GO): MutLalpha complex
Molecular function (GO): ATP-dependent DNA damage sensor activity; mismatched DNA binding; ATP hydrolysis activity
Source: RefSeq, a predicted model, not a curated record
GCCGCGCGCGCGUGCGCCCUGAGAGCAAAUCGGGCUACCGAAAGGCCAGUCCUGGGCUGCGGGCGGGACCCUGGCUUGUCGGCUAGUGGAUGGUAAUCGCGCGAAUUGGAAGAUACUCUGUUAAAAACUAGAAUGAAACAGUUGCCUGCAGCAACAGUUCGCCUCCUUUCAAGUUCCCAGAUAAUCACUUCAGUGGUCAGUGUUGUAAAAGAGCUCAUUGAAAACUCCUUGGAUGCUGGUGCCACAAGCAUAGAUGUUAAACUGGAGAAUUAUGGAUUUGAUAAAAUUGAGGUGCGAGACAAUGGUGAAGGUAUCAAGGCCAUUGAUGCACCUGUAAUGGCAAUGAAGUACUACACCUCAAAAAUAAAUAGUCAUGAAGAUCUUGAAAAUUUGACAACUUACGGUUUUCGUGGAGAAGCCUUGGGAUCAAUUUGUUGUAUAGCAGAGGUUUUAAUUACAACCAGGACAGCUACUGAUAAUUUUAGCACCCAGUAUGUUUUAGAUGGCAGUGGCCACAUAAUUUCUCAAAAACCUUCACAUCUUGGACAAGGUACAACUGUAGCUGUUUUAAGAUUGUUUAAGAAUCUACCUGUAAGAAAGCAAUUUUAUUCAACUGCUAAAAAAUGUAAGGAUGAAAUAAAAAAGGUCCACGAUCUCCUUAUAAGCUAUGGUAUACUUAAACCUGACUUAAGGAUUCUUUUUAUACAUAACAAGGCAGUUAUUUGGCAGAAAACUAGAGUAUCAGAUCAUAGGAUGGCUCUAAUGUCUGUUCUGGGGACUGCUGUUAUGAGCAAUAUGGAAUUCUUUCAGUACCACUCCGAAGAAUCUCAGAUUUACCUAAGUGGAUUUCUUCCAAAGCACGAUGCAGACCACUCUUUCACAAGUCUUUCAACCCCAGAAAAGAGUUUCAUCUUUAUAAACAGUCGACCAAUACACCAAAAAGACAUCUUAAAGUUAAUCCGACGUUAUUAUAGUCUGAAGUGCCUAAAGGAAUCUACUCGUUUGUAUCCCAUUUUCUUUCUGAAAAUUGAUGUUCCUACAGCUGAUGUGGAUGUAAAUUUAACACCAGAUAAAAGUCAAGUAUUGUUACAGAAUAAGGACUCUGUUUUAACUGCUCUUGAAAAUCUGAUGACGACUUGUUAUGGAUCACUACCUAGUACAAAUUCUAAUGAAAAUAAUAAAACAGAUGUUUCCUCAGCUGACAUGGUUGUUAGUAAAACAGCAGAAACAGAUGUGCUUUUUAAUAAGAUGGAAUCAUCUGGCAAUAAUCAUCCAAAUGUUGAUACUUCAAGCAUUCCUUUCCAAGAUGAUGCGCAUAAUGAUGAAUCUGGAAAAAACACUAAUUAUUGUUUAAAUUGUCAUAUACCUGUUGGUGACCAUUCCGAUGAUUAUUUUAGUCAUGAAAAUUCUAACAUUGAUAAGAACACUAGAAAUACAUUUCAGGGGAUCCCAGUGAAUAAUUUAUCAUGUGAGUGCACCCAGAAGGAAUACAAUGAAACUUGUUUUGUAGGUUGUAUUAAGCAUGCCCAAUCAGAAAAUGGCAAAAAAGAGCAUGUAGGGGAGAGUGGGAAAAAUGAGGAAGAAGCAGUUCCUGAUAAGUCUUUGGAAAUUUGUGCAGAUGACUGGAGCAAGGGAAAUGCACUUAAAAAUUCAAUAGGAGAAAACAUUGAACCUGUGGAAAUUUUAGUGCCUCAAGAAAGUUCAGCGUGUAAAGCAAGUAAUAAUAAUAAUAACCUAAGCCCUGAACAAAAGAAUCUUAGUGAAGGUUCCUGUAACAAAAAAUCAAAUGUGGUAGAUAACAAGUCUGGACAACUUACAGCUUAUGAUUUAAUUAGCAAUCACGUAAUCAAGAAACCAAUGUCAGCAAGUGACCUUUUUGUUCAAGAUCAUCGUGUUCAGUUUCUCACAGAAAAUUCUAAGACCAGUUUGGAGGAUGCAAUGGUACAAAUUGAAGAGCUGUGGAAGACAUUGAGUGAAGAGGAAAAACUGAAAUAUGAAGAGAGGGCUGCUAAAGACUUGGAACGAUACAAUCGGCAAAUCAAGAGAGCCAUUGAACAAGAGUCACAAAUAUCAUUAAAAGAUGGCAGAAAAAAGAUAAAAGCCACCAGCUCAUGGAAUUUGGCACAGAAGCACAAGUUGAAAACUUCAUUAUCUAAUCAGCCAAAACUUGAAGAACUCUUUCAGUCUCAAAUUGAAAAAAAAAAGAACCAAAAUAAAAUAGUUCAAAUUCCCUUUUCUAUGGAAAACUUGAAAAAAAAUUUUGAGAAACAUAAGGAAGUUGAACUAGAAAACAAGGAUGAACUCUGCUUGAUUCAUAAUCUCAAGUUUCCUGAUGCAUGGCUAAUUACAUCCAAAACAGAGAUAAUGUUAUUAAAUCCAUAUAGAGUGGAAGAAGCCUUGCUAUUUAAAAGACUUCUUGAGAAUCAUCAACUUCCUGCACAGCCACUGGAAAAGCCAAUUAUAUUAACAGAGAGGGAGAAGCAGUGCGUCUGUCUAGACAGUUACCCAUGUACUUACCAAAGGAGGACAUCCAAGACAUUAUCUACAGAAUGAAACACCAAUUUGGAAAUGAAAUUAAAGGGUGUGUUCAUGGUCGCCCAUUUUUUCAUCAUUUAAUCCAUCUUCCAGAAGCUACAUGAUUAAAUAUGUUUAAGAAAUUUAGUUACUGUUGAAAUUUAUUAGGUCAUAAAAUAGUAUGAGUCAGUUUUUAAACCAUCUUUGUACUAUCAUGUGUUAAAUGGUUAUUUUAUAAGUGAAGAUUCACUGGCUUGUUUGUAUAUUGAAAAAAAAUUUCAAAAACUGUAGAAAAUUUAAAUAAACUAAUACAGACUAUUUAUUGUAUCCUCAAGAACCAGCCUUUAUAAUAUUAUUGGUUGAAAACAUCAAAUUAGAUGAUACCUGACAGUAUUGGGUGGUUGAUUUACUAGGUGCUUUGGACUGAAUUGUGUCCUCAAAAUUCAUAUGUUGAAGCCCUAACAUCCAGUGUGACGGUAUUUGAAGAUGGGGCCUUUGGAAGGUAAUUAGAUUUAGAUGAAGCCAUGAGGGUGGUACCAUCCUGGUGGCAUUAGCAGCCUUAUAAGAAGAUACAGCAGAGUUUGCUAGCUCUCCUCUUGUCCCACAAACCCCCUCCCACCCCCACAUAUCAGGAUAUAGAGAGAAGGUGACCCUCUAUGAUCCAGGAAGACAGUCCUCACCAGAAACCAGCUGUGCUGGCACCUUGAUCUUGGACUUCUGGCCUCUAGAACCAUGAGAAAAUAAAUAUCUGUUGUUUAAGCCACCAGUCUACAGUAUUUUGUUAUGGACGUCUGAGCUGACUAGUACACUGGAUCAGUCACUAGUCCUGUGCAGGGAUAAAUCACACAGACUCAGCUGGCAUGUUUGACAAGUUGUCAGUCCUUGUUUAAAGUAAGGUGAUGAGACAGGAAGUGGGAGAAAGUGAGAAAAUGAAGUUCAGAGGAAGAAGAAACAACUUUGCAAGUCCUGCCAUUUACCUCUAUUUGGCGGGAGGUAACAGUUUAGAAGUUGUUGUCUCAUGGA